This is a messenger RNA of Pediculus humanus corporis (human body louse), 2817 nucleotides long. Its product is annotated as glutamate receptor, ionotropic kainate 2 precursor, putative. Gene Ontology annotation, biological process: monoatomic ion transport. The transcript has 19 exons. Gene Ontology annotation, molecular function: glutamate-gated receptor activity. The record is from RefSeq and is a predicted model, not a curated record. NCBI's taxonomy places the organism in Eukaryota, Metazoa, Arthropoda, Insecta, Psocodea, Pediculidae. Bases 1 to 2817 code for a protein of 938 amino acids. Gene Ontology annotation, cellular component: plasma membrane; postsynaptic membrane.
AUGUUUGGCAAAGGAAUCGUACGAGUGACGAAUAAAAAAAAAAAAUCCCGAACCGGAUACGGAAGUUCCGGAACCUGUCUGUCUAUUCGUAGCGCGAUAUUCACGGAAGAUCAAAAGGAAACGAGCACGGAAUUGGCAUUUAAAUACGCAGUUUAUAAAAUAAAUAAAAAUAAAAAUUUUUUACCUAAUACCACGUUGGUUUACGACAUACAAUACGUGCCACGUGACGAUAGUUUUAGAACGUCGAAAAAAGCUUGUCGCCAACUUGAAAACGGAAUUCAAGCAAUUUUCGGACCGACUGACCCACUUUUAGGUGCUCACAUUCAAUCCAUAUGCGAAGCAUUAGAUGUUCCACACAUGGAAGCGAGACUCGAUUUCGAACCGUUUUUAAAAGAAUUUUCAAUUAAUUUACAUCCGAGUCAACAACAUUUAAAUAAAGCAUUUCAAGAUUUAAUGAUUUUUUUAAAUUGGACCAAAGUUGCCAUUAUUUACGAAGAAGAUUACGGAUUGUUUAAACUUCAGGAUUUAGUGAAAUCACCGCCGAAUUCAAAAAUGGAAAUGUAUAUAAGACAAGCUAAUCCCACGACAUAUCGUCACGUAUUAAAAGAGAUACGACAAAAGGAAAUAUAUAAAUUAUUGGUGGAUACGAAUCCCGUUCACACAAACGUAUUUUUCAGAGCCAUUUUACAAUUACAAAUGAACGAUUAUAGAUAUCAUUACAUGUUCACGACAUUUGAUAUAGAAACAUUCGAUUUAGAAGAUUUUAAAUAUAAUUCAGUUAACAUAACGGCAUUUAGAUUGGUAGACGUGGAAGAUGCAAACGUUUAUAACGUACUUCAACAAAUGGAAAAAUUUCAACCUGUCGGACAAGCGAUUCUUAACAGCUCAGGUAUAAUUCAGGUCGAACCUGCUCUCAUGUACGAUGCAGUUCACGUUUUCGCAUCAGGUUUAUCCGCAAUGGAUAAAAGUUAUUCGGUAAAACCCGCAAAUUUAUCCUGCGAUUUGGAAAAACCUUGGGAAAAUGGCGCUAAUUUAUUUAAUUUCAUUAAUUCCGUUUACAUAAACGGUUUGACGGGUAGAGUCGAAUUCAAAGAGGGUAAAAGAAGUAAUUUCAAAUUGGAUUUGUUAAAAUUGAAAAAGGAAAAAUUACAAAAAGUCGGUCAAUGGAAUCCAUUUAGUGGAAUCAAUAUAACGGAUCCGAACGCAUUUUACGAAACAAAUACAAAUAACAUAACACUCGUAGUCAUGACGAGAGAGGAGAGACCUUACGUAAUGGUUAGACAUGAUAAAAAUUUAACGGGUAAUGCAAGGUUCGAAGGUUUUUGUAUUGACCUUUUAAGAUGGAUAUCGGGUCAAGUGGGUUUUAAUUACGAAAUAAGAUUAGUUCCAGAUCAUAAAUAUGGCGUCCUGGAUCAAGAAACUAAACAAUGGAAUGGAAUCGUUAGAGAACUCAUGGAUAAGAGAGCGGAUCUUGCUGUAGCAUCAAUAACCAUUAAUUAUGCAAGAGAAAGUGUCAUCGACUUUACGAAACCUUUUAUGAAUUUAGGAAUUGGAAUCCUUUUUAAGGUACCCACGAGUCAACCCACAAGACUUUUUUCAUUUAUGAAUCCUUUAGCUGUCGAAAUAUGGAUUUACGUUCUGGCAGCAUACAUAUUAGUCAGUUUUACAUUGUUCGUAAUGGCGAGAUUUUCACCCUACGAAUGGCACAAUCCUCAUCCGUGUCAAACGGAUUCCGACAUUAUAGAAAAUCAAUUUUCCGUAUCGAAUUCCUUCUGGUUUAUAACGGGUACAUUUUUAAGACAAGGUUCCGGUUUGAAUCCGAAGGCGGCAUCGACGAGAAUCGUCGGUGGUAUUUGGUGGUUUUUCACUCUCAUUAUCAUCUCAUCUUAUACUGCCAAUUUGGCGGCUUUUCUAACCGUCGAAAGAAUGAUAACGCCGAUUGAAAACGCUGCGGAUUUAGCAGAACAAACUGAAAUAUCUUAUGGAACGCUCGAGGGUGGUUCGACAAUGACUUUUUUCAGGGAUUCUAAAAUAGGGAUUUAUCAAAAAAUGUGGAGAUUUAUGGAAAGUAAAAAACCAUCAGUUUUCGUACCCUCUUACGACGAAGGAGUCAAACGGGUGUUAGAUGGUAAUUAUGCCUUCCUCAUGGAAUCAACCAUGUUGGAUUACGUAGUUCAAAGGGAUUGUAAUCUGACACAGAUAGGAGGAUUACUCGAUAGUAAAGGAUACGGGAUAGCAACUCCAAAAGGGUCGCCCUGGAGAGAUAGAAUCUCAUUAGCUAUUCUGGAAUUACAAGAAAAAGGAAUAACACAAAUAUUAUAUGAUAAAUGGUGGAAAAACACGGGUGAUGUUUGUAACAGGGAUGAUAAAAGUAAAGAAAGUAAAGCUAACGCUUUAGGAAUCGAAAAUAUCGGCGGUGUGUUUGUCGUUUUGCUUUGUGGCCUUGCAUUAGCUGUUAUAGUUGCAUUUUUAGAAUUCUGUUGGAAUUCUAAAAAAAAUGCUAGAAUGGAUCAGCAAUCUUUAUGUUCUGAAAUGGCUGAAGAAUUGCGAUUUGCCAUGCGUUGCCACGGUUCAAAACAAAAACCAGCCUUGAGAAGAAGUUGUGCCAAAUGUUCUCCAUUAACCACAUACGUGCCUGCACCUUUAGAUAUGCCUCACAUAAACGGGCUUCCCGAUUUUCUGAUUAAUUGGAGUUUUUCCAAAUCAGAAAAUGCGACAACAACAGGAAACACAAUAUCCGAUUCUUGCGACGAAACUGAAUUGGAUCAAUCAAAUAUUGUUACCAUAGAUACCUUAAUGAAAGAAACUGAAAUGUAA